AGCUGUGUAUUGUAAUGAAUAAUGUGUAUUCAGCUGACUGUUAUUGCUGUACAUACUCAAAUUGCUGUGCUGCAAGAACUGUCAAAAAUUGAAGGAAAAUAACCUGUAACAGUUUAUAAAUUAAUGAAAAUUUAAUGAGGUGUUCUGUACAUGUUGCCUUACAAAGCGGACAUUCGUGAAAUUUCACACCGUAUUGAAACACCUUCCAUUGUUUGUGUCUCUGGGGGAGGAAGUACAAACAUUGGUCUUCUUUGAUAAACAAGCUAUGGUUUGUUAUUGGAGCUAAUUGUUUGAAGUGUAAACUGGACGCUAACUGAGGACUAGAGAGACUUUGACGUUGGUGAUGAUGGAGUGAGUAGGGAUGCAUGAGCCAAUGGAAGUGGAUGGAUACUGGGCGUGUAGCCAUUGUAGUCUUAGCAACAGCCAACUGAUAGACAUCUGCCAAGCCUGUCACGUACCCAGAAAACCCAACUCUGUGGACAAAAGUAAAGGGGCCAUCCCCAAAACUAGGGUCAAAAGAUCAAAGCCCAUCACAACCAGGCCAUCUCCUGUAGGAGGGCCGGGAACCAGCUCACAGGAACCAGUUAUAGUGGAUGGUGAGGAUGUGGAGGAUGAUGUGUGGAAAUGUGGAAACUGUAAUAUGAAAAACUCAGGGAAAGUGGAAAACUGUAUCAGUUGUAACGAAAAUAAAUUCAAAGAAGUGAUCAUGAUAAAUGAUGAUGAUGAGUACGUUGUUAAAUACAACCACUGUAAAGGGGAUGACAAAGGAGCAACAGAAGAUGGCAUAGGCCAAAGUAAAGAUGUAACAAAGAAUGUGAUUGGUCAGAAUGAGGACAAAUUCUGGAACUGUAGUAAGUGUACAUUCAAAAACUCAGCAAAAAAUAAAAACUGCGAAGUUUGUCAAUAUCCAAAAGAAGUUAAGUUACCGACUUUGGAUUCUGUGUCAGAGUUUGAAGCGAAAAAAGUGGAGUACCCAACAACCAGUAAACGAGGCGAGCCUGAUGGAAUGGAGUCAGAGAUAGAGGUAGGGGGAGCCACUGCGAAUCCUCCAGAUCCCAAACCCUCUGUGGAUGCUCCAUCCAGGAAGAAGCUUCACCAUCCCCGAGCCAAGUCAGACCCAGUGUUUAUAGAGGACGGUAGGGAGUGGACAUGCCCUGUCUGUAGCUUCGCGUGUAAUCCUAGCUGGUGUCCGAAAUGUUCAAAGUGUCAGAAGGGAGAGAUUCCUGGGGGAAUACCCCGGGGUAGAGCCAAAAUUCCCAAUGGAAAGUUCCCUGCCAUUACCCCUCAGCACAACCCAAUAAAGAAAGUCCACUCCUCUCCCAGAGAGUCGCCUGACUCCGGGAAAAAGGAGCAGAAGAAGGACAAAGGAUUCUGGGUGUGUAACCGUUGCACCUUCCAUAACCCCAAUGUGGAGCGCAUGUGCAAGAUUUGUGGGGGUCGAAGGUCAACUUCAGAACUUGAUAUGAGUAACUAUUGGAGUUGUGAUAAGUGCACAUUACACAAUCCAGUGGAAAAUGCAUCCUGUGCUGCAUGUGGUUUUAAAAGGAAUGUUUCUAAUUUGGAUCCUUUUUUUGAUGUAAGAACUACCCCUGUGUCCGAACCUAAAACAGACAGUCCAAGGCAUGUUGAUAAAAACGCAGCCAAUAGAAAGGAAGGGAGUGCUAAAUCUGACAAGAUGGGCAAUGCCAAGAAGUUGAACAGUGCUGAAAGAAACAAAAUGCAAGGAAAGGCAGGUGAGAAAGACAAACCAUCAAAGGAGGAGGACAAGGUGUCAAAAUCAGCACAGGAAAAAACAGACAAUACGCCCAAGUCAUCACUGGAGAAAAUUAAAGAUAAAACUCCAAAAUCAUCGCUAGAGAAGAACAAAGAUAAAACUCCUAAAUCAUCAUUAGAGAAAAACAAAAAUAAAACUCCUAAAUCAUCGUUAGAAAAGAACAAAGAUAAAACUCCUAAAUCAUCGUUAGAAAAGAACAAAGAAAAGGAAAAAGGCAAAAACAAAAGCCUGGAGAAAGAGAAGAACAAGAGCUUGGAGAAAGACAAGCUUUGGUCAUGUUCCCAGUGCACCUACAAGAAUCCGCUCAAGAUGGCCGACUGUCAGAUGUGUGGCAGUAGUAAGUCCCACAGGAAACACUUCGACCCGAACCUGAUCACGCUCACGCGACAGCCGAGUUCCCUGAUGGCCGACAUCCGUAAGAUCGAGGAGGACGAGGCGCUGGAGCUGUGGCAGCACAUCACCCUGUUCUGUGGACAGCACAAUGACCAUUUUGUGGACGACUCUUUUCCUCCCGCCCCUACAUCUGUGUUCCUGAAUGAGAAUAAACCAUUCACCAAGUCGUACAUCCAGUGGCUCAGGCCCACAGAAAUAGCUGCCCCUCGACACGGGGAUGAAAAAGUCAAGUGGGCAGUGUGUAGGACACCCCUACCAGAUGACAUCUCGCAGGGACUUCUGGGUAACUGCUGGUUCCUGAGUGCGCUCGCUGUGCUGGCUGAGCGUCCAGAACUGGUAGAGAGCAUCAUCUUGACUAAGGACUACUGCCCCCAGGGGGCGUACCAGGUCCGGCUCUGUAAGGACGGCAAAUGGCAGAUUGUGCUGAUUGACGACCUGCUGCCCUGUGACCAUCACAAGCGACUCGUCUUCUCCCAGGCUAAGAGAAAGCAGCUGUGGGUCCCACUAAUUGAGAAAGCCAUGGCCAAGUUACACGGAAGCUAUGAGAGCCUUGUGGCAGGGAAGUGUUUGGAGGGGCUGGCCACUCUCACAGGUGCCCCCUGUGACAACAUAGAACUGCAGCCUGGACCACAAAAAGAAGAGAUUGACCCAAAUUUGAUCUGGGCCAAACUGUUAAGCUGCAGAGAAUCAAGAUUCCUGAUGGGGGCGUCUUGUGGGGGAGGGAACAUGAAGACGGAGGAUAAGGUGUAUGAGGAGAAAGGUCUGCGACCUAGACAUGCCUACUCCAUACUGGAUGUCAAGGACAUUGACGGAAAUAGGCUAUUGCGAUUGCGCAAUCCUUGGGGGCGUUUCUCCUGGAAUGGGGACUGGAGUGAUGACUCUGCUAAGUGGGCCAACAUCAGCACGCGGGCCAAACAGGACCUGAUGCUGUAUGGGCACACAUCGGGCGUGUUCUGGAUGGCACUGGACGACGUCCUCAAGUACUUUGACAGUGUAGACAUUUGUAAGGUGCGACCUGAUUGGAGGGAAACUCGUGUAGAGGGAACAUUUCCAGCCAAUGCAAGGGAGGUUUUCAAGAUGGUUAAGUUGACUGUGUUUUACACAACAGAAGUCGAGGUGGGCGUGUUCCAGGAAGGAAUCAGGAGUAACGACAACAAGAAUCCAGCUGACCUCUGUGUACUGAUCCUCCGGGAUUCCCCUAAUGGGGUGCAGGCAUUUGGUCCGCUGGUGGCGUGCAGUAACCGUCAGAUCAAGAGCUUCGUGGGCUGUAACACAAUGCUGGAGCCCGGGGAGUACGUGGUGCUCCCACUCACCUUCAACAUCUGGACUCUGUCCACAAAGCCGAGUGAGCGGUACAGUUACGUCCUAUCGGUCCACAGUUCUAAGGCGAUAAUGGUGGAGGAAAUAGAGACACGGACCCAGAAGUACGAGUACGCCCUGUCCGAUGCGGUCAUUCAACUGGCCCUGGCCAAGGGCAAAUGCGAAGGGGUCCGUGACACGGUGUCUGUGUACUCACUGAUGCACGGCUGGUCGGGUGGCCUGUUUGUGGUAGAGAACCGCUGCAGUGACCGCAGCCUCCACAUCAAGUGUGACUGUGUGGACAGCUCUAAUGUGGUGUCCACGCGGUGCAGUCUCACCACGACCGACUCUGUCCCACCUCUCCACAGGCAAGUGAUCAUGGUGCUGUCACAGCUAGAGAGGAGUGCGUCCUAUCAUCUGUCUCGGCGCCUGAUUCAUCGCAUGCACUGGUCAGCCACCGGACUAGCAGACUGGGCAGCGGCAGGAGUCAACCACGACCCUCCACUCACUCUACACGUAGAAGGGCUGCAUGCACCCCGGCCAUUGUAGGGAGACCUCAGGGAAGGCAUCUUUGUGACCUCUAUGGAUGUCAACUGAUGACUCAACAACACAAGCUGGUGGUAUUGUCUGGGUGUGUCAGCUUCAGGCUAUGCAACAGUAUGACUGUUAUCUGUAUCUUUAUCUGAUGGAGCAACUGAACCAUUGACCGAAUGAACCACUGACAAAGCAUUCCUAGCAUCAGGACGUGACAUAUCAAUAUAUAUUGAUAGAUAUCAUGUAGCACAUGUAUCUACCUCAGUAUUCGAGGAGAGAACUUUGAACAACAUGACUUUGGUUAGAUCACUAGGGUAAGACGAGAUACAUCAGUGUUGCCAUUCCUCCAGGAAUGAUAAAGUUAGUGAUAUAUGCUAUUCCUUUUUAUGCCAUUCUAAAAGGCCUUCCUAAAUCCAUACAACUCUAUUCUGACCUACAAUCAUGAAACAGAGAGAGUGUUCCUUUAUUUAGUCUGGUUGAGAACGACUUUCUUAACUUUAUACAAAUCACUGCAUUUAUUUGUUUUAUCAAACUUGGUAAGGUAAAUCUCCUGCAUUACUACCUUAUUGAUCAUGCUAGCUUUUAUUUUUGGACUUGUGAAAUUGAGUAUAAAAAAUGAUUAUUUAGUGUGUUACGCACAGGUUGAUGUUGGAAUGUUUAGCACAUUAUUACAUGGGAGUGAUGGUUCUCUUGAGCCAAUACAAUGGAGAAUUGUUUAUUCAUCAUGGCAUUUGAUUAUUGUUAGUUUUUUAUCUUGGCAUUGAAGCAUUGUUCUUGUGAUGUUUAAGUAUAUACGAACUUUUUGGACAACCCUCGUAUAAGGAUCCAGGGAUUAUGGUUCAAUGUUAUACAUAGACAAAGUUCUAUCUAUAUAUUGUUAUCUAAUUAAUUCUUUUAUGUAUUAUAAAUAUUUACUAAACAUUUUAAUGUUAAACACUGAAUUUUACUAUGUUCAUCAUUAUUUGAAUAUAUUUCUAUCAUGUUACCCCAAGUCAUUAUUGAUAUCAGAUAGUUCAAAUAUUUACACUGUUAGGUGUUGAAUUCUGUAUAAAAUGGUUAAGAUGACUAAACUGUGAAUAACUGACCUUAAACUGACCGUUAUUCUGCCUAACACUGAAUAAUAGAUGUUUAAUCAACUACUUAUCACUAUAAUAUUAAUUACAGCAAAUCUCACAAGUUCUGCCUUGUGACAGGACUUUACAUCAAAGCACUAUCAAGCCUGUGGUUGUGAUCUCUUAAACAACUGUAUUGUCAGAGUGUUCUGGGUUUGAUUUAUUUUUCAGACAGGUCUAUAUGAUAUAGAUGUACAUGUGUGUAAUCUCUGGGUAAAUAUACUUUCAGAGUCAGGUUAGGGGUCACUGUCACCAUAGCAACUGCCACUGUCCAAGAAAUAUCACCAGCAGAAUACUCUGAUAGUGUAUGUCUGUUGGAGGACAAAUUCUAAAACAAGUGUUUGAGAGAAGAAACAUGCUGAUAUAUUUUUUUUAAAUCUUGAUUAUGGAUGAAGUUUAUGUUUAUUAAUGCUAUACUUGUCAUAUUAAGGUUGCACAGUGCAUGUAGUGAAUUUAAGGAACUUACAAAGCUGUGGUGUUAUAAGCUAGGAUUAACAUUUUCAAAAUUGUUGACUUGCUCAAAAGCAUAUAUUGGUGCAAUGUUUGUAUCACUCUUGCUAGUUUAGAUGUAAGAUUUAGAGGGAUACAGAAUGCACAUGUACAGAGAAACUGGCAUUGUCAAUCUCCCUACCUCAGAGGAUGCUACAGAAAGCAUUAUAUACCUUGAUAGGAUGGCACCCUAACAAAAAUAACUUGAAAGUUUAUAUUUUGGUCAAGAUAAGGUUGUACUUGAAGUUAUUUUCAUUGUAUAUAAGAGUGGGAAAUCUUAGCAUUUUUAAGGUAGAACUUUCUAUUUAUGAUAGAUUAUUCUUUGAAAUACAGGUAGUAUGGAGCAAUGUGUAAGACAUUACUUAUAGUUUAUUUUAUUGUGGAGAAAUAUGAGAUCUCAAUCAUUUUUAGUCAUGUCUUUUUUGUACAGUCACCUUUUUAUGAGGGAUUUUAUUUUUUUUGGGGGGGGGGGGGGUUGAGGCUUCACAGUAGUUUGCUAGUGUGCAGUGUCUGUUACAUAUCCAUAGUGCUCUCAUAUUUCUCUGAUUUGUGAAUUUUAUUUCUGUUUUUGUUUACUACUUGAAAUAAUUUCGUUGUGCAAUAUGUGAUAUUUCAGAGGAUUUUUAUAAUAAAAGUCUUUUUGUACAUUU
Molecule: messenger RNA, 6251 nt
Organism: Magallana angulata
Lineage: Eukaryota; Metazoa; Mollusca; Bivalvia; Ostreida; Ostreidae
Product: calpain-15-like
Exons: 13
Coding region: 362-4015 (1217 amino acids)
Biological process (GO): proteolysis
Cellular component (GO): cytoplasm
Molecular function (GO): calcium-dependent cysteine-type endopeptidase activity
Source: RefSeq, a predicted model, not a curated record